Molecule: messenger RNA, 230 nt
Organism: Scutellospora calospora
Lineage: Eukaryota; Fungi; Glomeromycota; Glomeromycetes; Diversisporales; Gigasporaceae
Source: the annotation of a GenBank genome assembly
ACUACCUGGAUGCUUAAAAAUAUGAUUGGAUUCUAUACAGCAUCUACUCAUGCUGUUGAGGUUACUAAUGGUGAGAUAGCAUGGGCUAAAAUUAGGGAACGGAUGGGAGAUCUUUUAUACAAACUUACAUCUAUGAAAUUUGAAGAUCCUGCAGAAGGUGAAGAUGUUCUUCGCGAACGUUAUCAAAAGCUUCAUACAGAAAUCCAAGAAAGAUUCAGACAAUUACUUGA